AAAAGUUCAGUUACUCAAAAAAUCGAGGCACUCAAUGCAGCGAAAGUGGGCGAAAAAUGAAUCAACCGUGAGGGGAAAUUCGCCGCAGAGUGUCAGUUGAAAAAAUGGGAGCUAGCACGAAAACAAGUCGCUUUGCGGUAGGAUUCACUGCCGUGUCCUUCCUGUUCGUCCUGAUAGCCUUUGUGUCACCUUAUUGGCUGCAGCACGAUGGCCUCAACAGGUCUCCCAAGUUCCUGAAUCUCGGACUCUGGGAGGUAUGCUUCAGUCACUUCCAGGAUAUUAAUCGAUGGUACGAUGUACGCUUCAAGGGUUGCAUGUGGGUAUUUGAGGAAGAGUACUACAUCAUUCACGAUUUUCUGCUUCCGAGCUUCUUCGUGGCCACACAGUUCUUCUUUACCAUCUGCUUCACCCUCCUGCUCGUGUCACUCUUCCUCACUGCCCUGUUUCUGGUGUCCUCCAAAGAUGACGAUCGCUACAUCAUGCUUCUCCUAACAAAUGGAGCUGUCCAGGUGAUUGGAGCAAUCUGUGGCCUUAUUGCCGUGAUCACUUUUGGUGCCCGGGGUGAUGGACGGGAUUGGAUGCCCAAUUGGGAACAUAAUAAUAUGGGAUGGGCUUUUGCUCUGGCCGUCCUUGGUACCAUGAUCCUCUUCCCAGCUGGCAUUCUCUUCCUCAUUGAAGCUCGAAAGAUCAAGUACAAGCGACUCAACGAAAUUGGCACCAGAGAAGCCAGUUCCUACAGCAUGGAUGAUCGUAAGAUGCGUCCAGGAGCCAGUGGACACACUGACAUAUAAUCAGGAAGGACUUUUCUAAUCUUCUAGACAUCUAUCUAUCCGUCCAUCUUUAAAGUAUUCUCCGUAGUUUUAAGAUCACGAUGAAACUAUUGCCGUCCAUAUCGAGAAUCUCGCAAACGAGCCUGAUAUUAUUGUGAAUAAAGGCUCCUCUGCAGAUUUUUUACGUAUUGUUCUACACAUUUUCUUGUGUAAUAAACGAUUUUUAACUUUUUAGGAAAA
This is a messenger RNA of Phlebotomus papatasi, 1010 nucleotides long. RefSeq lists its product as uncharacterized. The transcript has 2 exons. The record is from RefSeq and is a predicted model, not a curated record. Bases 105 to 791 code for a protein of 228 amino acids. NCBI's taxonomy places the organism in Eukaryota, Metazoa, Arthropoda, Insecta, Diptera, Psychodidae. Gene Ontology annotation, cellular component: septate junction; membrane. Gene Ontology annotation, biological process: septate junction assembly; regulation of tube size, open tracheal system.